UGGGUUUUGUGAAAUGGAACUUUUUGUAGGAGAAGUUGAAGAACAAGCCUUGGAUCUUGGAAGAUGAAACUGGGCAGUUUCAGUACCAGGGACAACUUGAAGGAUCCCAGUCUGCAACUUACUAUCUCUUAGUGAUGCAGAACAAGGAGUUCGUCGCCAUUCCUGCCGGUUCUUGGUAUAACUUCAACAAGGUUGCACAGUACAAGCAACUUACACUGGAAGAAGCGGAGGAGAAGAUGAAGAAUCGUAGGAAAACUGCAGAUGGGUAUAAUAGGUGGAUGAUGAAAGGCGGAAAUAAUGAUGACAAAGAGGCGGGUGGAAGCAGUGGAGGUGGUGGUGGCGGUAGGGGUCGCAAGAAAUCUUCAGGCGGCGAGGAAGAAGAGGGUAAUGUCUCUGACAGAGGAGAGGAAGAUGAAGAGGAAGAGGCUGCACGCAAGAGUAGACUCGGGCUUAAUAAAAAGGGCAAUGACGACGAUGAUGAAGAAGGUCCAAGGGGUGGUGAUCUUGACAUGGAUGAUGAUGACAUUGAGAAGGGGGAUGACUGGGAGCAUGAAGAGAUUUUCACUGAUGAUGAUGAGGCAGUGGGUAAUGAUCCUGACGAACGUGAAGAUCUUCUGGCGCCUGAAAUUCCUGCUCCUCCAGAAAUAAAGCAGGAUGAUGAGGAUGAAGAAAAUGGAGAAGAGGAAGGAGGAUUGAGCAAUUCUGGUAAAGAGUUGAAGAAAUUGCUCGGCAAGGCUAAUGGUUUGAACGAGUCUGAGGAAGAAGAGGACGAUGAUGAUUCAGAUGAUGAGGAGGAGACAAACUUCAAUCCAGUUACGAAUUCUAAACAGAAGGAAGCGGCCAAAGAAGAACCUGUUGAGAGCACUCCUCCAAAGCCUGCACCACCUUCAUCUUCUCGUGGAACGCCUUCUGCUAAACCAUCAAAGGGAAAGAGAAAACUAAAUGAUGGCGACUCUAAAAAACCUAGCGGCAGCUCUGUUCAAAAGAAAGUGAAGACUGAAAAUGAGACGAAACCUUCAGUGAAGGAAGAGAAAAAUAACUCAGUUUCCAAAUCCAAGGCACCAACAAAGGCUGUGAAACCUGAACCAACUCCAGCUACUGCCUCAGCUUCAGCUUCAGCUGCUACAGGGCCUGUGACCGAAGAUGAAAUCCGAGCUGUCCUCAUGGAGAAGAAGCAAGUCACUACGCAGGACCUUGUCUCUAGGUUCAAGGCAAGACUUAAGACCAAAGAGGCUGUAAAGUUUGAUAACGGUGUUGGUAUCUCAGGGGAUGACUGGGAGCAUGAAGAGAUUUUCACUGAUGAUGAUGAGGCAGUGGGUAAUGAUCCUGACGAACGUGAAGAUCUUCUGGCGCCUGAAAUUCCUGCUCCUCCAGAAAUAAAGCAGGAUGAUGAGGAUGAAGAAAAUGGAGAAGAGGAAGGAGGAUUGAGCAAUUCUGGUAAAGAGUUGAAGAAAUUGCUCGGCAAGGCUAAUGGUUUGAACGAGUCUGAGGAAGAAGAGGACGAUGAUGAUUCAGAUGAUGAGGAGGAGACAAACUUCAAUCCAGUUACGAAUUCUAAACAGAAGGAAGCGGCCAAAGAAGAACCUGUUGAGAGCACUCCUCCAAAGCCUGCACCACCUUCAUCUUCUCGUGGAACGCCUUCUGCUAAACCAUCAAAGGGAAAGAGAAAACUAAAUGAUGGCGACUCUAAAAAACCUAGCGGCAGCUCUGUUCAAAAGAAAGUGAAGACUGAAAAUGAGACGAAACCUUCAGUGAAGGAAGAGAAAAAUAACUCAGUUUCCAAAUCCAAGGCACCAACAAAGGCUGCGAAAGCUGAACCAACUCCAGCUACUGCCUCAGCCUCAGCUUCAGCUUCAGCUGCUUCAGGGCCUGUGACUGAAGAUGAAAUCCGAGCUGUCCUCAUGGAGAAGAAGCAAGUCACUACGCAGGACCUUGUCUCUAGGUUCAAGGCAAGACUUAAGACCAAAGAGGAUAAGAACGCUUUUGCCGAUAUUCUGAGGAAGAUCUCAAAGAUACAGAAGAAUGCCGGUUCUCAGAACUUCGUCGUUUUGAGGGGGAAAUGAGGCUGUACCUCUCUUAUCUUUUGAACUAACUCUUUUGAGGAAAACAAAAAUGAGAGUUUACUAUCUUCAAAAAUGUUAAGCAAACAUAAGAA
Brassica oleracea var. oleracea is the source of this 2155-nucleotide messenger RNA. Its product is annotated as transcription initiation factor IIF subunit alpha-like. Gene Ontology annotation, cellular component: transcription factor TFIIF complex; nucleus. Gene Ontology annotation, biological process: transcription initiation at RNA polymerase II promoter; positive regulation of transcription elongation by RNA polymerase II. Gene Ontology annotation, molecular function: RNA polymerase II general transcription initiation factor activity; TFIIF-class transcription factor complex binding; DNA binding. The transcript is spliced from 11 exons. The record is from RefSeq and is a predicted model, not a curated record. Bases 135 to 2063 code for a protein of 642 amino acids. NCBI's taxonomy places the organism in Eukaryota, Viridiplantae, Streptophyta, Magnoliopsida, Brassicales, Brassicaceae.